Molecule: messenger RNA, 6339 nt
Organism: Neofelis nebulosa (Clouded leopard)
Lineage: Eukaryota; Metazoa; Chordata; Mammalia; Carnivora; Felidae
Gene: SLC20A2
Product: solute carrier family 20 member 2
Exons: 12
Coding region: 3037-4998 (653 amino acids)
Biological process (GO): phosphate ion transmembrane transport
Cellular component (GO): membrane
Molecular function (GO): phosphate transmembrane transporter activity
Source: RefSeq, a predicted model, not a curated record
GGGGGAAACCUUAAUGGCCCAAAAAUACAAUGUAAUGAUUUGUAUAGGCAUAACAAUGAGAGUAUGAUGGUAAGGUCUAACUGUUUGCAUCUUCUGAGAGUAGAAGAGGUUGAAAAGGACUGGAGAGGAUGAGGGACGUGCUUGGAAAUGUGUCUCAUUUGUGAUGAGAGUAUAUUGGACUUAACCUGUCUCCUGAUUCUAGUGGUCCAUCGUUGGAGAGAGAGAGAGGUUGGGAAUGCUUUGCCAGUCACUAUUAUAAGAGGGUUCCUUUCCCCUGUGGGCCUGUGGGCCUGUGGGCCUUCUCUUUGGGGGGAGGGGCAGAGUGGAGAGUUGUCAUCAUCAAUGGAAGGAUGUAAGAAGAAAAAAAUGCACAUAGUUUCUUUUGGAGUUAAUGUUUCCACCCAUUGUGACUAACUGAUUCCUGUCAGCACUUGCAUCUUUAGGCACUUUCCUAGUAGAUACUUGAUAGCUGUGGGCAGCCACUGGUAGAUCAAGGAAAGAAAGGAAAAGGGAUGGGGUGGAGGGUGGAGACAAAGCACAGGGGUGUACAGCAGAGCAUUAAUAGGCUUUCCAUUUGGGCAAAAUUUAGGCCUCCAGUGGCCUUUGUAAUGAAAAUCGUUCUAAUGGUAUUGACUGUAUGUAUUUAAAAUCUCUUCUAUGAUAUUUGUAUCCAAGAAUCUGGAGAGUAUCCCUUUAAUGUGCUUUAUAAACAGUGGAACAUUUAGAAUACAGUACAUGACAGUUACUGAAUUUUUCACCACAACCAUUUCUGUAUGUUUGUUGUUGGACAGUCAGAAUGACUAUAAUGACGGCAUUGGCUCCUGUUUGUAAGGCAUUUAACCAGUGUUGUUUCAUCGUUUUGGAAGAUAAGCUCUUCUCGUUCCUUACUUCAAAACUUGGCUCUCACAUGGAGUGCCCUUUAAAGCUCCAGAGUGCAGGGAUCUUUUCUGUCAUUCAUUGCCUUAUCUCCAGAGCCUAGAACAGAGCCUGACCCAUGGAAGGUACUCAGUGACUGUUUGUGGAAUGAACCCAAAUACACUGGAAUCCUGUCCUCUCUUCUUUCCACUACCAAAGAUCCCAUUUAACUUUAGGGGCAGGGCCACACCAGCUUUACCUUCCCCACAGAAUCUGCAGCUCACGAUAAGCACAGUAUAAAUGUAUACUGGUAUAAAUGUUAGCUGUUUAUACCACAUACUUUGACAUUUAAUCCCUUAUGGCUUUAUACUGUUAAAUAAGUUUUUCUGCAUGUUUUGUUUCCCCACCUAAAAUAAUGGCUACUGAGGGCUGAGAAUAUAUAAGGUACUAUGUUUUCCUUAUUCAUCCAGUAUAAUAUAUACAGAGUAGGUUUGUAUUUACUUAUUGAGUGAAUAUUAGAUACCCUAGGGGAAACAUCAGAGAUAUUCAGCAUGUGAUUCCAGUCUUCAAGUAGGUAGUAUUUUAGUUGGGUAGACAUUGUGUGCACAUGUGAAACAGUAUGAGAAUUUGUAGCUAAAUAAAAUAAAGUGAAAAUAAUAGCUAACAUUUAUGUAGUGCUUAAAAUGUGCCAGAUACUGUUUCAGGAAUCUUUGCCUGUUAAUUUGUUGGAAUGUCAACAAUCUUUCGAAGUAGGUACAGUUAUAAUCCCAUUUCUUAAAAUGAGGAAACUGAGACCCAGCAAGGUAAUUAAAUCACUUACCCAAGAUCACAAUGCAUAUAGUAAAGGGACUGGAUAUGAGCCCAGGCAGUCUGGCCCCCAAGUCAGUGUCCUUUCUCUGGGGAGUUUUUCUCGAUCAAAGAAGACAGAUCUAAAACUUGACACUAGUUUCUUGGCUGUAAAAGGUUCUCUUUUUCAAAUUUCAAAGUAGCAUAGGUUGCAAGGACUGAGCUGCAGAAACAGUGCUGAAUUUUCAAAUGGAAGUGGUUGAUCAAUGGUUCCGGGGACACUACAUUUUGAAAUGACUAAAGGCAAGGGGAGAGAAACUGAAUUUUGAAUCUCAACACUGAAUGAGGAUUAUAACUCUUCCGUAGGUGUUGAAUUCGAGGACAGUGAUUCACCAGGACGUAGGAUAAUGACUGUUGAAGUUUUUAAUUUAGUGUCAGAAAACGUGAAAUAUAAUAUUGAAUAACACUUGAUAUCUUACUACCUUUCUUUUUUAAACACUUACUAGAUUUAAACCCCAGUGGUAGUAACUUACCAGAACGUAAGUGUUCCUGAAGGUUUCCUGUGCACUUAUAUCCAUUUGCUGUGGCCUCAUGUGGAAUCUUGAUCCACUUGUUCAGCUUGUCUUGGGCAGUACAGAACACUAUUGGCCAGGAGGCCUCUUCUAGUAAUAUUUCUUUGAUGGAAAAAAAAAAGGUAAAAUUGUGCUGUUGAUUUGGUGACAUACCUGGAGUGAAGUCAUUUUGAAGCUGCGUGGAAUUAAAAGAGGGGCUGCAAACAAAAUCCAGCAAGAUGGAAAAAAAAAUGGUAUUCUCUGAAAACCCACUUUUGUGUCCCUUUUGUCAGGAGCUGACAGUAUUAUUUUGGGGGUGUUGGGCAUCAAAAGAGACACUGAAUCCAAAUGACUCCACAGAUAGGGGAGUACAUACAUCAGCACACCCACUGUCCAGGAAUCAGAGGAGGAAGUGCCCUUGAAUGAAGCAUGGGCUACAAACCUGGUUAGCGGCCAGGGAGGACACACGCUCUGCAGGCAUCUUACCUUGGAAACAGCACAGUUUGGCUUGCAUCCAUGUCAUCUUUGAGUAUGAGAGAGAAUCCUAAUUUCAGCAUGUCCUCAGACACCAAAGAACCAGGAGGAGACAUCACAGCUUUCCCAGAUUGGGAGGAAAAAUAUGGAAUGUGUUUUACCGCUGACUGAACACAACCAAAUGAACUGUACUGACAGUAGUUUGAAAACCAGCAGUUAGCAGUUUGUUCAGGCUCUAACAUUGUCCAGCACUUUCCAGAGCAAACUCACUGUUUACAAGAACUCUCAGCCUUACGACGUUUAUAACCUCAAGCUUUGUUUAUUUAAAAUAUUCCUGCACGAGAAAAGUACCUGGCGCCCACUUUCCAAAAUGGCCAUGGAUGAGUAUUUGUGGAUGGUCAUUUUGGGUUUUAUCAUAGCUUUUAUCUUGGCAUUUUCCGUUGGUGCAAAUGAUGUUGCCAAUUCAUUUGGUACUGCUGUGGGCUCUGGCGUGGUGACCUUGAGGCAGGCAUGCAUUUUGGCUUCGAUAUUUGAAACCACCGGCUCAGUGUUAUUGGGAGCCAAAGUAGGAGAGACCAUUCGAAAAGGUAUCAUUGAUGUGAACCUAUACAACGAGACAGUAGAAACACUAAUGGCUGGGGAAGUUAGUGCAAUGGUUGGCUCAGCUGUUUGGCAGCUCAUUGCAUCCUUCCUGAGACUUCCAAUCUCAGGAACUCAUUGCAUCGUUGGUUCUACUAUAGGAUUCUCACUUGUUGCAAUUGGUACACAAGGUGUGCAGUGGAUGGAGCUUGUCAAGAUUGUUGCUUCCUGGUUUAUAUCCCCACUGUUGUCUGGUUUCAUGUCUGGCGUGCUGUUUAUACUGAUCAGAAUUUUCAUCUUAAAAAAGGAGGACCCUGUUCCCAACGGCCUCCGGGCACUUCCAGUGUUCUAUGCUGCUACAAUAGCAAUAAACGUAUUUUCCAUCAUGUACACAGGAGCACCAGUGCUUGGUCUGGUCCUUCCCAUAUGGGCAAUAGCACUCAUCUCCUUUGGCGUUGCACUGCUGUUUGCCCUUUUUGUAUGGCUCUUUGUGUGUCCAUGGAUGCGGAGGAAAAUAGCAGGCAAAUUACAAAAAGAAGCUGCUUUAUCGCGAGUUUCUGACGAAAGCCUCAGUAAAAUUCAGGAAGUGGAGUCCCCAGUAUUUAAAGAGCUACCAGGUGCCAAGGCUAAUGACGACAGCACUGUCCCUCUCACAGGGUCAGCUGGGGAGCCAUCUGGAACCUCUGAAGGCACAUCAGUGGGAAACCACCCCCGGGCCUCCUACGGAAGGGCACUUUCCAUGACUCACGGCUCUGCAAAAUCACCCGUCUCCAACGGCACCUUCGGCUUUGACGGCCACACGAGGAGUGACGGGCACGUGUACCACACGGUGCACAAAGACUCGGGGCUCUACAAAGACUUGCUGCACAGGAUUCACUCAGACAGGGGCCCCGAGGAGAGGCCCGCACAGGAGAACAACUACCGGUUUCUGCGGCGAAAUAACAGUUACACGUGCUACACGGCAGCCAUCUGUGGAAUGCCUGUCCACUCGACCUUCAAAGCUGCUGACUCGUCAUCUGCGCCAGAGGACAGCGAGAAGCUGGUGGGGGACGCCGUGUCCUAUUCUAAAAAGAGGCUUCGCUAUGACAGCUACUCAAGCUACUGCAAUGCGGUGGCAGAAGCCGAGAUAGAGGCCGAUGAGGGAGGUGUGGAAAUGAAGCUGGCAUCUGAGCUGACGGAUCCCGACCAGCCCCGAGACGACCCUGCAGAAGAGGAGAAGGAGGAGAAGGACACAGCCGAGGUCCACCUCCUGUUCCAUUUCCUGCAAGUCCUUACUGCCUGUUUUGGAUCCUUUGCUCAUGGUGGCAAUGACGUGAGUAAUGCUAUUGGUCCCCUGGUAGCUUUGUGGCUGAUUUACGAGCAAGGUGCAGUCCUGCAGGAAGCAGUUACCCCCGUCUGGCUGCUGUUUUAUGGAGGAGUUGGAAUUUGUACGGGUCUGUGGGUCUGGGGGAGAAGAGUGAUCCAGACCAUGGGGAAGGACCUCACCCCCAUCACACCAUCGAGCGGCUUCACCAUUGAGCUGGCCUCCGCGUUCACAGUGGUGAUCGCCUCCAACGUCGGACUUCCUGUCAGCACCACACACUGCAAGGUGGGGUCCGUGGUGGCCGUGGGCUGGAUCCGCUCCCGGAAAGCCGUGGACUGGCGCCUCUUCCGGAACAUCUUUGUGGCCUGGUUUGUGACUGUCCCCGUGGCCGGGUUGUUCAGUGCUGCUAUCAUGGCUCUUCUCAUGUACGGGAUUCUUCCAUAUGUGUGAUUUGUCUUCUUCCACCCAGUACACAAGGGAGGGUCUGGCGUGGGUAUGUGUGGGUGGCGUGUUACACGCACGCUGCCUGCUCACGGGCUGUCUCCCAGCCAGCUUGUCCGUGGCCCUUUCAUAUGGUUCCAAACCACACUGUUCACCUACACUGUAGAGAGUCAUCCUCCAGAGCUAACUUAACUACUGUACAUAAUCAUGUGCAUUAAACUGGUAUCGUGGUGACAUAACGUGGUGCAGUUACUUAUAUGUUAAAUAUAUAUUGUAUACAUAGAAUAGAUAGCAUUAUUUCAAACAUACUCAAAAUGGGAGUGGAGAAAUAUUGUCUAGAAUUCAAUAUUCAACAAAUCUUUGUACGGAAUGAUUUCAGUGGCAAAUUUUAAGAACCUUUUAAAAGGAAAGUGUAGAUUGGAAAGUGCUAUUUUUCCCAUUGAAUAUACUGUAAGAUAAGUGUGAAUCGGGUUGGAUGCACAUUUGGGAAGAUGUACGUCCGGGGUGUGCUCUUGAGUAAUACUGGGGUAGGAGUUCACAAGUGCUUUCACUGAGGAAUUUGUUCAUAUACUGUGUAUUGAUUAUGUAAUAUAUCAUAAUUGCCUCUGUAAAUACUUAAAACGGUAAUUUUUUAAUGGUGUGCUUCCCAUAUACUUUUUUGAUCAGAGAAUUUUGGAAAGUACCAAAGAAGCAGGGGAAUAGUUUGCCAGUAUUAUAUUUUCAUACUGUCUUUCUCCCCUUCCCAUGAAUCCUGUUAACCUAGGCUGUAGCGAGACCGCCUCGCCCCGGCCUGCCCCCUAGCAGGGCGGAGGCCGAAGCACCAGCCCCCUGUCACGUGCUCGUUACGAGCAUCCUACUUCCUGUCCCCCGCCCCCACUGCCACCACUCGCUAGUUACUGGUGAGCCCUGCAGUGGCCCGUCGUCGUCGUCGUCGUCAUCAUCGUGUAGAGAAUGUACACGCGUGAGGCUGCCCGAUCAAGCACCACACACCAAGUCCAGUUUAAAUUUUCACCCGUACUCUCCCCUGCAGCCUGAAAGAGCGAAUUCUUAAAACACUAAGGCGAGUGAGUUGACAUUCAGGAGGGGGUAGAGUUGAAAUAUCAGACAAUACACUGGAUUUGAGGAUUUCCUUGAGGCCUUUACUAAGCUGAACAUCUUGAUGCUCUACUGUAGUCCCACUGGAUUCUGUCCUGAAAGCGGGAGGGAGGGAGUGUGAGUGAUGCUGGAGCCUGAAACCGUGGAAAUGCUGCUAAAAUUUUUAUAUUGACAAACAUUUUCUUGGUACUUCAUUGUGAUUUUUCAUUAAUCAACCAUAUUAAAUUUAUAAUAAAAAAUGCCCUUCAAAAGGUU